Vicia faba (fava bean) is the source of this 1242-nucleotide messenger RNA. The record is from the annotation of a GenBank genome assembly. NCBI's taxonomy places the organism in Eukaryota, Viridiplantae, Streptophyta, Magnoliopsida, Fabales, Fabaceae.
AUGAAAGGGCACGACGACCCUAUUCUCCAACCGCAUUCCUGUUUAUCCUUUUUCCACUUCCUCAAAACCCAUCAUUCCAACCAUUCACUCAAACCUGACCUGAAGGCCCAUUUGAUUCUCUUUUCUAGACUCUUUAAAGCUCGCAAAUUCGCCACCAUCAAGACUAUUCUGAAUUCCGUUGUUACUGAUUCCCAAUUUCGCUCCCCAGUUUCGGGGAUCGUUGAUUUGCUUGAUGAAUUUGAGUUUCAUUUUGUUGACAAGCUUUGUGAUAUGUUGUUUAGGGUUUGUUCUGAUAAUAGGUUGUUUCCAGAGGCGGUUAGGGUUUUUGAUUAUGUGGAGGAAAAGGGAUUCUUACUUCAGAAGCCAUUCUCAAGUUCUAACAGGCUACCUGAGGAAUCAGUAAAAGCUUCAUUCUGUGAAUCGGAUGAGACAGUUAGAGUUGCAUAUGCAGAUUUGAUAACUUCGUCCAAGGAGACUUUGGAUUCUAUAUUGGAACUGCAAGAGGCUCUGAUUGCAAAGAAUCCGUCAGUAACCCAAGCUGUUAAUGGUUCAGAAAAGUCAUCAAAAGAAGUUUCUAAUGUUUUGGAAGACAAUCUUGACCAAGAGUGGUCACAAAUUUCUCGGAUGCACAACAGUAUAGCAUCUUUCAGAGACAAGUCUAUCAACAAAUGGCAGAGGAUUACGCAAGUGACAACCGGUGUUGCUGCAAUUAAAGGCAAACACGCUUUUAAUCAGGAUAUCAGCAAUCAAGUUGCUGGCUAUAUGAGAGAUCCUAGUAGAAUGGUCAAGCAGAUGCAACUGAGAAAAUCAGCUGUUAACGUAUUUGGAUCCGACAUAAGGAACGGCUCGGGAAAUCAUCGUGCACUAUCAAGCACCACACUGUUUCCACAAAGUAUUCGAAAUUCCACGCCCAAGAGUCAAUAUAAUCGAGGUUCAAGUGCUCCACCAACAUCUAUCGAAGCGAACGGAAACAUACUAAACAAAAAUAAUGGAUCCCAUUUUGACGUGGUAAACGGAAUCAAUAGAAAUAUGAUAAAAGGAAGAGAGAUAGAUGAAAGACAAUACUCAGCAAAACUGAGUGAAAUUGACGUAUACGAGAGCUCUCGUUACGACGCGCUGUUGCUUAAAGAAGAUUUGAAGAAUACAAACUGGCUUCAUAGUGUGGAUGAUAAAUUUGAUCAAGGCUCCUUAUUAUUUGAUAAUGGAUUCGAGAACCUGCCUGAGCCUUUUGGUCUCUUAUAG